This is a messenger RNA of Cryptotermes secundus, 1713 nucleotides long. Its product is annotated as serine/threonine-protein kinase Nek2-like. The coding region runs from base 135 to 860 and encodes 241 amino acids. Gene Ontology annotation, biological process: protein phosphorylation. The record is from RefSeq and is a predicted model, not a curated record. Gene Ontology annotation, molecular function: protein kinase activity; ATP binding. NCBI's taxonomy places the organism in Eukaryota, Metazoa, Arthropoda, Insecta, Blattodea, Kalotermitidae. The transcript is spliced from 6 exons.
GUAAUUGAAUUACAUAGCCUUGUUUCAAAUUGUGAUCUAAACUGUGGAUUCAGUUAAAUGCACAGCGCAUUUAUGAAUAUAAUAAUCACCUAUUCUGGUGUCUUCUGUCAGGAAUCAAAACAUAAAUACUGAAAAUGUCUGGUCAUGUUGAGGAUUAUGAAGUGUUAAAUGUAAUUGGUACAGGCUCUUUUGGUACUUGUUACAAAGUGCGAAAGAAAUCCAAUGGCCGUUUAUAUGUGUGGAAGGCUAUUGGUUAUGGUGGAAUGAGUGAAGAAAAGAAACAGCUUCUUGUCUCAGAAGUAAAUUUGCUAAGUGGAUUGCAGCAUCCAAACAUUGUACAAUAUUUUGACCGAAUCAUUCACAAGGAAACAGCUACACUUUACAUUGUUAUGGAAUGGUGUAAAGGCAGAGAUCUCGCAACCCUGAUCAACAAGUGCAAAAAAAGCAGCAGCUUCCUGGAUGAAGGAUUUAUAUGGCGUGUGCUAUAUCAAAUGUGCCGUGCUCUUCAGGAAUGUCACUGGAAAGUCCCCAAUGUUACUAUAUUGCACCGAGACAUAAAGCCAGCAAAUGUUUUCUUGGACGAAGCAGGAAAUGUGAAACUGGGGGACUUUGGGCUUGCCCGUAUUUUGGAUAAUGAUGCCAGCUUUGCUCACACAUUGGUUGGAACCCCUUAUUAUAUGAGUCCAGAGGUUAUUAAAGGUGGAAAAUACAACAAAAAGUCUGACAUUUGGUCACUUGGCUGUCUCAUAUAUGAGUUAUGCUCACUGUCACCUCCCUUCACUGGACCAAACAUAAAACAUCUUUCUGUAAGAAUCGAGGAAGGCAAGAACCACCGGCAGAACGUUACUCUUGCAGGAUAAUCCACAGGAGACAAGGCUUGUACACACUGUAGAUGAUAUGGAUACAGGAGCUGUUCUCGUAGCAGUCUCCAGAUCAUCAUGUGCGGGAUAUUCUUCUGCAGGCCUAACUGCCUUGUGCCGACUCCAGGACAUGGAUCCACAGUGUUGAGUACAUCUUCCUCGUCCUCAGGGGUUGUACUUCCUGGCUGUCCUCAUGCCUGAUGGAUGUGCGAAACUCCCGUGUUCACAUAGGCAGCAAUGGAUUCCUUCAAAUGUCUUUCAGUCUGGCCAUCUGCACAUUGGGUAGCAUUCCUGAUACAAGUGAUGCGCCUCCGAAGCAUUAACAUCCACCAAACCAUACAUGUAAUGCAUGCUUGUGAGUUCUUCGUUUGUGUACAUCACGUAUCACUUCACAGCAGACCGCAAACACCACUUAAUAAACACAGAUAACAGACAUCAUACACACCUUUCGGAUAUGGCUACAUCUACUUAACUGGAGAUGACAGGAUAUCAUCUGCGCAUCCUAGAGGUAUUCAGGCCCACAUCAAAUUGAUUUACAACAUGAUUACUUGUGUAACAAUUGUAACCGGUGUCUCGCAUUUUUAUUCUGGCAAACAGAAUGUGUCGGCGUGCACUCCGUAAAUUACACGCUCGGAUAACUGUAAUUAUGCGUUUCUGGACCCAUGUUGUCAUACACAUUUUUUCUUCUCUCUAUACGAGGAGUCCGUUCCUGAAGUUUUGCCGUUGAGUUUUGAUACACCCUGUAUAGCCCUCAUGAUACAUUUUUGGCAUAGGAAUAACUUUACUUUUACUUAUGUACUGAACUAGUGAUUAUCAGUCACCUUACUACAGGCUGUUUGAACACACUGCAGUG